This is a messenger RNA of Spinacia oleracea (spinach), 1829 nucleotides long. RefSeq lists its product as uncharacterized. Gene Ontology annotation, biological process: response to wounding. NCBI's taxonomy places the organism in Eukaryota, Viridiplantae, Streptophyta, Magnoliopsida, Caryophyllales, Amaranthaceae. The transcript has 3 exons. Gene Ontology annotation, molecular function: serine-type endopeptidase inhibitor activity. The record is from RefSeq and is a predicted model, not a curated record. The coding region runs from base 1 to 1761 and encodes 586 amino acids.
AUGGAACAAGAAGGCGAAUGCAAAUCCCCCCCGAUUUCAUGUUCAGGACCUGUUAAGGGUUUCGGCGUAGGAAAGAACGUGUGGCCGGAAUUAGUUGGAGAGGAUGGGGAAGUAGCAGUAGCAACAAUAAGUCAUCACGUCGUCACCUACGAUUUUGUUGGUGCUCCCCUGGUUGGAAUUCAAGGCCUUGACUCUGUCAUAAAGUCUCCAGAUGCUAAAUCGCUAGUUUCUUCGGGUAAGGAUUUCAAUUGGCUUGCUAACUCAAUUUGUGGUAAUUCAGAUGAGAAGCGUGAAGAUGACAACCAUCAACCAAAGCAAUUCGCAAACUUCUUCAUUAGCAUGCGGUCCUGUUUUCUGACCUUGAGGUUCGACAACAACUACGUGGUUGAGCCAUACAGUCCUCAUCGAUUCGGUCGGCAAUUCGGAUUUCACCAAGAUGUGCCAGGCGAAUUAGUAGUCCAGACACAAAACAUCACCCGAGAGCAUAUGUACUAUCUUUUUCAGUCCAGCAUUCGUCUGCAUACUAGGGCUACUUUUUUGGUCCCUUGCCGCACGUUUAAUGCCCAAUCUCGAGUCACUCCAAGCUUCACAACAUGGUGGAAUUCGGUCGUUUCUUUAAAUGCGGCUUAUGCUUCAAGAACUCCUAGUCUAACAAAUGUCAGGUCUAAGAAGAGAAAGGAGAGAAAGGGCGAUGAUCUUAACACUUCACCAAAAGACAAAGCUGCCAAGACUUCGGCUGCACCUCGCAAAGUUAGAGUCAGAUUGCCUAAAAGUUCCACGAUAUCCUGUCCGCCCAAGGAAACAUCUUCGAAAUGCAGGGACGAGAGUAGAAGACUAGCAAGCAGAGUUGUAAGUAAUGAACCUUCCAAUGACGAAAAUGAACCUUCCGAUGACGAACACGCAGGUGAACCUACAAUUCUGGAUGAUAUUUUCGCUGAAGAUUAUGGCCCUGAGCUAUCGCCUGAAGAGAUAGAGAAUCUUCAAAGCGAUGCGAACAUAGCAGUAGAGCUUACUGCUUGCGAGAAUACAUUUGUCUCCCUUCCUGAACAACAGUUCAUUGAUGAUGUUGUCAUUGAUACUGCGCCAACCACAAGUGUUUCUACUGCUUCGACCGAGUCUCCUUCUUUUAAUGCUCAAGACAUGAUCACUAAGGCGACCAACAGGGCGGACCGAUAUGCUGCAAGCUUGAUGAUUAAUGAAAUAAAGGACAAGUUGAUGAAGACUCCUUUAGCCAAGGUUCAUGAACUAGCGCAGGAGUUUGAACAGGUUUUCUCCUAUGUUCGUGAUAAGAAGAUCGACAUCUCUGCAAUCGAAUCUUUUAUCAAGGGGUAUAUUGGGUGCGGUUCUCAACUCCACCACGUUCGGCUAGGGAAACAGGGAGAUCCCACUCUCAAUGACUUGGAGCAACGAUCUUUGGAGAUAGAGACGAGCGUGCAGACAACUACAAUUGCAGGGAAAGCAGAAGAGGAGCGAAUGCAAGCUCUUCAUAAGGAGAUAGAUCAGAUUCAGCAAGAACAAGCCGAACAUAAAAGGAAGCUCAAUGAUUUAGCAGAACGAGCGGAUAGACUUUUGCCUCUUAUUUCAGAAUCAGAAGAGAAGUUCCAAGGGUACGUCAUACAGAAGAAAGAGCAAGAAAACUCACUCCUCAUCAUGAAGGAGAAUAUUGUUGCUGCGAAAGAGGUGGAGGCAAAGCUAGCGGAAGCUGAGAAACAAUUUGGUGUUGCUCGUGAUGCUUUGCAAGCCUUCAAAUUUGAACCGUAGUUCCGCCUUUCUUGUUACCAUCGUUGCACUUGUUUUCUUUUAAUUCUUUUUUUUUUUUUUUUUUUUUU